AUUAUCGUCACAGGUUGGAGAGCUCACUCCCUUGCUGGCUGCAUCGGAAGAGGCCCCUUCUGGCUCCCAGUGCAGGGAGGGCAGCUGCUCAGCAUGAUCCUCCUGGCUGUGCUCUUCCUCUGCUUCAUCUCCUCCUACUCAGCUUCUGUUAAAGGUCACACAACUGGCCUUUCACUAAAUAAUGACCAGAUAUAUAAGCUCACAUAUUCCACUGAAGUUUUUCUUGAUGGAGGCAAAGGAAAACCCCAAGACAAUGUGGGCUACCGAAUUUCAUCCAGUGUGGAUGCUGUCUUGCUGUGGAGGAGCCCUGACGGUGAUGACGACCAACUAAUCCAAAUCAAGAUGACAGAUGUAAAAGUUGAAGAUGUGAAUCAGCAGAGAGGGGAGAAGAGCAUCUUCAAAGGAAAAAAUUCACCUAAAAUCCUAGGAAAGCAAAACUUGGAGGCUCUGCAAAGACCCAUACUCCUUCAUCUAAUCCGUGGAAAGGUCAAAGAGUUCUACUCAUAUCAGAACGAGCCAGUGGCCAUAGAAAAUCUCAAGAGAGGCCUGGCCAGCCUGUUUCAGAUGCAAUUAAGCUCUGGAACCACCAAUGAGGUAGAUGCUUCUGGUCAUUGUAAAGUGACCUACCAGGCUCAGCAGGAUAAAGUGGUCAAAAUUAAGGCCUUAGAUUCAUGUAAAAUAGAGAGGUCUGGAUUUACAACCCAAAAUCAGGUCUUAGGUGUCAGUUCGAAAGCUACCUCUGUUACUACCUAUAAAAUAGAAGACAGCUUUGUGUUAGCUGUGGUUUCAGAAGAAAUCCAUACUUUUGUGCUGAAUUUCCUAAACACCAUAAAAGGAAGAAUAGUAUCACAGCAGAAAUUAGAGCUGAAGACAACUGAAGCAGGCCCCAGACUGAUCCCUGGCAAGCAGGUUGCCACUGUAAUUAAAGCAGUUGAUUCAAAGUACACAUCCAUCCCCAUUGUGGGGCAGGUCUUCCAGAGCGCAUGUAAAAAAUGUCCUUCUCUCUUGGAGCAUUGGCAGUCGGUCAGGAAACACCUGCAGCCGGACAACCUCUCCAAGGCUGAGGCCGUCAGGAGCUUCCUGGCCUUCGUCCAGCAACUCAGGAAUGCAAAGAGAGAAGACAUCCUGCAAGUCCUAAAAACCUCAAGUCAAGAUGUCCUCCCGCAGCUUGUAGAUGCCAUCACCUCCGCGCAAACCCCGGACUCACUAGAAGCCAUUUUGGACUUUUUGGAUUUCAAAAGUGACAGCAGCAUUAUCCUCCAGGAGAGGUUUCUCUACGCCUGUGGAUUUGCCUCCCAUCCUGAUGAAGAACUCCUGAGAGCCCUCAUCGGGAAGUUCAAAGGUUCUUUUGGGAGCAAUGACAUCAGAGAGACUGCUAUGAUCAUAAUCGGCGCCCUUGUCAGGAAACUGUGCCAGAAUGGAGGCUGCAAACUCAAAGCAGUAGUUGAAGCCAAGAAGUUAAUCCUGGGAGGACUUGAAAAGCCAGCGAAAAAAGAAGACACGAAGAUGUACCUGCUGGCCCUGAAGAACGCCCUGCUCCCGGAAGGCAUCCCGCUCUUGCUGAAGUAUGCAGAGGCCGGCAGAGGGCCCAUCAGCCACCUGGCCACCACCACCCUCCAGAGAUACGAUGUCCUCUUCAUCACAGAUGAGGUUAAGAAGACCUUGAACAGGAUAUAUCAUCAGAAUCAUAAAGUUCACGAAAAGACUGUGCGCACUACGGCAGCUGCUGUCAUUUUAAAGAACAAUCCAUCCUACAUGGAGGUAAAAAACAUCCUGCUUUCUAUCGGGGAGCUUCCCAAAGAAAUGAAUAAAUACAUGCUCGCUGUGAUUCAAGACAUUCUGCGCUUUGAAAUGCCUGCAAGCAAAAUGGUUCGCCGAGUGCUCAAGGAAAUGGUCCCUCACAAUUAUGACCGAUUCUCCAAGAGUGGAUCCUCUUCUGCCUUUACUGGCUACAUAGACCGUAGCCCCCACUCAGCUUCCACUUACAGCCUCGACAUCCUUUACUCUGGUUCUGGCAUUCUAAGGAGGAGCAACCUGAAUGUCUUCCAGUACAUCGGGAAGGCUGAUCUCCAUGGUAGCCAGGUGGUCAUAGAAGCCCAAGGGCUGGAGGCCUUGAUCGCAGCCACUCCGGAUGAGGGCGAGGAGGACCUGGACUCCUACGCCGGCCUGUCUGCCAUCCUCUUCGACAUUCAGCUCAGACCUGUCACGUUCUUCAAUGGCUACAGUGAUUUGAUGUCCAAAAUGCUGUCUGCAACCAGUGACCCUGUCAGUGUGGUGAAAGGACUUAUUCUGCUAAUAGACCAUUCUCAGGAGCUUCAGUUGCAAUCUGGACUAAAGGCCAACAUAGAGGUCCAGGGUGGUCUAGCUAUUGACAUUUCAGGCUCAAUGGAGUUUAGUCUGUGGUACCGUGAGUCAAAAACCCGAGUGAAAAAUCGGGUGGCUGUGGUGAUAAAUGCAGAUGUCACGGUGGACUCCUCUUUUGUGAAGGCUGGCCUGGAAGCCAGGGCAGAGUCGGAGGCAGGCCUGGAGUUUGUCUCCACGGUGCAGUUCUCCCAGUACCCCUUCUUGGUCUGCCUGCAGAUGGACAAGGCUGAUGCUCCGCUCAGGCAAUUUGAGAUGAAGUACGAGAGGCUGUCCACCGGCAGAGGCUAUGUGUCCCGGAAGCAAAGAGAGAGGCUGCUGGCGGGCUGUGAGCUGCCGCUGCAUCAGGAGAACUCCGACAUGUGCAACAUGGUGUUUGCCCCGCAGCCGGAGAGCUCUUCCAGUGGAUGGUUUUAAGGCCGGCCUGUGAUGUUUCACUUGCAGUUUUCCCUGACAGGGAUACGAUGUGAACUGCCUAAGUACUUGCUCCCUGAGAGCACGGUGUUUACAUGUUUACCCAUAUUUAAGAGUUUUGUAAAGAGCUAGGAGAAACGUCCGUUGAUUAGAUUUGGGCGGUGUCCCUUUGAGGCAUCUCGUGACACCUCCAAGAUGUGAUGCGACACUUAGUUUCCCUGUUCCUCUUUCAACUCCCGUUAACACAGGGAAUGUAGUGCUGCUCUGGGAAGAAACCAGUGUUUGCUGAAAAACAGAGCCACACACUCAGGAGAAUCUGAUUUUGUCUGAAUAACUUUCAGUCAAUGUAUAGAAAGCCUUUGGUGGAACCUUGAGUAUGGCUCGCUUUCUAUGAAACAUUGCCUAAUUAGGGGGGAAAGGCCAUGUUUUUCUUCUCUUCUUUUUCUUGGGGGUAGUGAGUGCAGGGAGAGGGUGGCUAUGACUUUUAAAAGGAUUUUGUUAGCCAACCUCAAGAAUUAGUAUUUAUACUUCUGUUAUUGGUUUUGUCAAGCAUUAAGGGAGAGGCACACAGACAUGGCCAUGCAAUGAAGCCUCGGCCGGCCUUGGCAAAUAGAGGUGAGAACACCUGACUCCAGAACCACUGUGUGCUCGUCCUUAUGCUGAAUCUUUUGGACUUCAGUGUGGUCACUGGCUUUAUAAGGGACGCCCCACAGUCCCCCACUUUCUCUUUGUGGCACGAUAGCCAGAACACAGUGUUUUUUACAAACAGGUGAAUUUGGGCUUUAAAACUAUGUACUCAAAUAAAGAGUCUCUUUAUUUGUAUGAAUUAAAAGCCAUGUUGGAUAUUUUAAAAUACUUAUUAAUGAAACGAAUGUGUUCACUGUGAUAAAACCCCAAAAUCAAUGACAGGUGCUCCUUUGCCCAUGAGACACACACACACCACGUGGAAAUGUAGCCACCCAGGAAUCACACUGUACACCGAGAUGACGUGUGAUGAAAUAAAGGUGUGGAAAUCUUA
This is a messenger RNA of Heterocephalus glaber (naked mole-rat), 3793 nucleotides long. It is a transcript of the gene Mttp, whose product is annotated as microsomal triglyceride transfer protein. Gene Ontology annotation, molecular function: lipid binding. Gene Ontology annotation, cellular component: Golgi apparatus; basolateral plasma membrane; endoplasmic reticulum. Gene Ontology annotation, biological process: lipid transport; lipoprotein metabolic process; cholesterol homeostasis. The record is from RefSeq and is a predicted model, not a curated record. Lineage: Eukaryota; Metazoa; Chordata; Mammalia; Rodentia; Bathyergidae.